Molecule: messenger RNA, 690 nt
Organism: Cornus florida
Lineage: Eukaryota; Viridiplantae; Streptophyta; Magnoliopsida; Cornales; Cornaceae
Product: early nodulin-like protein 15
Exons: 2
Coding region: 1-690 (229 amino acids)
Cellular component (GO): plasma membrane
Molecular function (GO): electron transfer activity
Source: RefSeq, a predicted model, not a curated record
AUGGUGACAGGCAUAGGCUUGCUCUUGCUCACUCAUGUGACAGAUGCAACGGAAAUUGGUUAUGGUGCAAUGAGUCGUAAUCAGCCUUCUUCACGCAACAAACAACCACAACCAGCUAAUUCGUACACCAGAGGCUUUUUUAAGUAUAAGAAUGGAUUAGACUCUGUUCUAGUUGUCAAGAAAGAUGAUUAUGACAAGUGCAACACAGAGAAGCCGAUCAUGAAGAUGGACGAUGGUGAUUCAGUCUUCAAGUUUGAUCGGUCGGGUCCAUUCUUCUUCAUCAGUGGAAACAAAGAUAAUUACCAAAAGGGAUUAGCUCAUCGUUGUUGUUUUGGCAGUCAGAAACCAUCACAAGUUUCCCCCGGUGGCUAUACCUCCGACGCCAGUGGGCCAGACUCCAGCAUCGUUACCAUCACCAACAAAGUCCACCCCUUCGUCGGCCCUAACCACAACACCCGUACUGUCACCAUCUCCAAUUUCUCACACUCCACCGGCAACGUCACCCAUCUCACCAUCUUUGGUGACUAUGCCUCCGGUAAGUUCUCCGGUUCCAGCUAUGACACCCAAAUCGCCUUUUCCGGCGACCCACUGCCCAGUUCGGUCUCCAACCUCAGUUGUCUCACCGGCACCGCCUAUUACACCAAUAACCCCUUCUCCGGUGUAUUCUUUGACAACCUCGCUUGCUGCUAG